This is a messenger RNA of Dendronephthya gigantea, 1005 nucleotides long. RefSeq lists its product as uncharacterized. Gene Ontology annotation, molecular function: DNA-binding transcription factor activity, RNA polymerase II-specific; RNA polymerase II cis-regulatory region sequence-specific DNA binding. Gene Ontology annotation, biological process: chromatin remodeling; regulation of transcription by RNA polymerase II. The transcript has 4 exons. NCBI's taxonomy places the organism in Eukaryota, Metazoa, Cnidaria, Anthozoa, Malacalcyonacea, Nephtheidae. The record is from RefSeq and is a predicted model, not a curated record. Bases 1 to 1005 code for a protein of 334 amino acids.
AUGGAAAGGCUAUCUGAAAGUGAAAAGCAUAAAGUUCGAUUUAAAGUCGAACUUCAUCGAUCAGGAUCGCCAGGGAAUGGUGAGGAAAUUGAAGGAAAAUCUGGGGACAAAUCCGCGGAGGAUGAAUGCUUUGUUCACAUCGAUUCAUCAAGUAACUUGUCAUCUCUUGCCUCCAAAUGUUUACAACAGCUUUACGAACAGGGUAGAGUCGAAGGCCAAGAUAUACUUAAGGCUAGCAACGUCAAAGUUCUUAUUCAAGUGCGACCAACAUGGAAGCCCCUACCAUUGUCCAGUUUUGUUUACAAGCAAAGUGAGUCUGACCUGAGUUUGGAAACUGUUUUUGGUCCACUGUUGCAUGUUGAAGACAGCAACAUGGUUGUGCAUUUACACCUUUGCACUGACAAAAUAUGGACAGAUGAUAGUGUACGUGAAGUUGUGAAAAAACUCUUGCAAAAAUAUAGUCAGACCCAACUUGAGCGAAUGAACUGUCCUUUUUCACAAGGCAUGCUGUCCCAAAUAUCCAGAGACCAAUAUUACUGUAAAGUGACAGCUGAAAAAAUCCGUCUUUUUGGCAUAUGGCAUGAUGCCUUGAUGCACUCAAACACAAAAGAUAUGGGUGAAGAUGAUGAAAUUCCAUCAAGACAUGGUUCCUGCCUGGUACAACGAAGCAAGAAGAUUGUUUUUAGCCCUAAGAAAGAGUUGCCCAUUCUGAGAGCCUCGUUUGAAGCCCAGUCUCACCCAUCAACACAAAAAAUGUCUGAACUUGCUGAUGAGUUGAACAAGAAUGAGUUUCGUGCCACUCAUGGACGAGAGAAAGUAGAUAUUCGUCAUGUGAACAAUUGGUUUAAAAAUGAGCGGGCCCGUGUUAGAAAGUUGAAUCCAGAACAUUCACAAGUUGCUUACAGGACAGAGUAUAGUAAGCCGGAGUCUGGUACCGAGGACGAGGACGUCCAGUUAGCUAUAGAGAGCGAAGAAAACGGAAUAAAGAGAAGUCCAGUAUUUUAG